Talaromyces rugulosus is the source of this 741-nucleotide messenger RNA. RefSeq lists its product as uncharacterized. Bases 1 to 741 code for a protein of 246 amino acids. Lineage: Eukaryota; Fungi; Ascomycota; Eurotiomycetes; Eurotiales; Trichocomaceae. The transcript has 2 exons. The record is from RefSeq and is a predicted model, not a curated record. Gene Ontology annotation, molecular function: RNA binding. Gene Ontology annotation, biological process: nuclear-transcribed mRNA catabolic process; ribosomal large subunit assembly; rRNA processing. Gene Ontology annotation, cellular component: nucleolus; preribosome, large subunit precursor.
AUGCCUGUUUCCAAGCGUGCCCGCCUCGUCCAUGAGUCCAAGACCACCAAGAAAAACCACAAGGAGCAAACUCGACGCCUGUUCACUAAUAUCCGUGAGAGCGUUGAUAAAUAUGACCGUCUUUUUGUCUUUUCCGUCGACAAUAUGCGCAACACCUACUUGAAGGAUGUGCGCACCGAGUUCUCUGAUAGCCGGAUAUUCUUUGGCAAGACAAAAGUCAUGGCCAUUGCCUUGGGAAACACCGCAGAGACCGCCUAUGCCGAGAAUCUGGACAAACUGACACCGUUCCUUACCGGCGCUGUGGGACUGCUCUUUACUUCUCGACCCCCCGCUGACGUGCUCGCCUACUUUGACUCCUUCAGCCCAUUAGACUUUGCUCGCGCUGGCACCGUCAGCACGCGUGCCUUCACAAUCCCCAAUGGCGUGGUGUAUUCGCGCGCAGGCGAGAUCCCAGUCUCGGACGACGAGCCCAUCAGCCACACAGUGGAGCCGGCGCUUCGCAAGCUGGGCGUGCCUACGAGACUGAUCAAGGGUAAAGUCUUGCUCGAGCUUACAGACGGAGAAAAGGGCUAUCUGGUAUGCCGCGAGGGGGAAACGCUUGACUCACGGCAGACGACCAUAUUGAAGAUGUUUGGUGUCGCCAGCUCUGAGUUUCGCGUGCUCAUGAAGGCUCAAUGGGAGCGUGAAGAUCACACAGUGACGGUUUUGGAAAAAUCAGAUGCCGAGAUGGAUGUCGAAUAG